Molecule: messenger RNA, 2257 nt
Organism: Neolamprologus brichardi
Lineage: Eukaryota; Metazoa; Chordata; Actinopteri; Cichliformes; Cichlidae
Gene: agpat4
Product: 1-acylglycerol-3-phosphate O-acyltransferase 4 (lysophosphatidic acid acyltransferase, delta)
Cellular component (GO): endomembrane system; mitochondrial outer membrane
Molecular function (GO): 1-acylglycerol-3-phosphate O-acyltransferase activity
Source: RefSeq, a predicted model, not a curated record
CCUCGCCGUCGUUACUACUCUUACCCACCCAAAUCGAAACAAGGAAGCGACUUACGACGUUUCUUGGGUUUUAGAAGAAUUUAUUACGUGUAUGACGAAGGCGUUGCGCCGCCCGUGCCUCCCACGCGCUUCCCGCUUUACCUGUGACCAAAUUUGGCAUCGGAGCUGGAAGGGAAAAGAAGAGGUCUCACUCAGCCCGAGUUUGUGAGACCAACAACAAAAAAGAGUGUAACCGCACCAGGAAAUGUUGGGAUAUAGUAUAACUUUCUGUUAAAAACAUUUUGUUUUUUAAAGAUUAUGUCAGACAUAAUAACUAUAUGAGAAGAAAAAGUCUAUUAUUACUACGUCAUAUGUGUCGUUGUAUUAGUCAUAUGUUCCACUUCAUUAUGUAGAGAAAAUCCUGUGUUUUUAUUGGGCCAACAAAGAAUAGACGAUCUUCGCGCGAGGCUGUUUCUAGAAGGUGGCGCAGGUUCACACAUGUCUUCAUCCCGCGAUCCAGGUUUGGCCGGCGGAUGGGUGUGGUUCCUCAUGCUGAGGGAAGUUUCAUCAGAUGGUCGGGUUGGUGCAUAGUUCUAGGCCUGCGCACUAACAGCUGAAGGACGAGUGACAUCGCGAACUAGAGGUGCCAUGGACGCGUAGUGGGAUAGUGGUGUUUGGUUGUCUUUUAAAUUUGUUCAUUUACACUGUUUGGAAAGGUAGAAAGGUGUCUGAGGCAGGAACAUUGGGCGCUAAUACAGAAUCAAGAACAUGGGGCUUCUUCAGCUGCUAAAAUCCCAGUUCUUGUGCCACCUGAUCAUCUGCUAUGUCUUCCUGGUCAGCGGCCUUAUUAUCAACCUGUUGCAGCUUUGUACUUUACCUGUGUGGCUGGUCAGUAAGCAGCUGGCCCGCAGAAUCAACAUCAGACUGGCCUACUGCAUCUCCAGCCAGAUGGUUGCUAUCUUGGAGUGGUGGUCUGGGACAGAGUGCACACUCUACACUGACCCAAAGAGUUAUCCACUGUAUGGAGAAGAAAAUGCCAUUGUGGUUCUCAACCACGCUUUCGAGAUAGACUUCCUGUGUGGUUGGACCUUCUGUGAGAGAUUUGGAGUUCUUGGGAGCUCAAAAGUGUUAGCCAAAAAACAGCUGGCUUAUGUGCCGAUCAUCGGCUGGAUGUGGUACUUCUUGGAGAUAGUUUUCUGCAAAAGAAAAUGGGAGGAAGAUCGAAGGACGGUGAAUGAGAGUCUUGAGAAACUGCGGGAUUACCCAGAAAACUUCUGGUUCUUGCUUUAUUGCGAAGGGACACGCUUCACACCAGAGAAGCACCAGGUCAGCAUGCAGGUGGCUGAAAGCAAAGGGUUGCCCAAACUAAAGUAUCAUCUUUUGCCCAGAACCAAAGGAUUCUGGGUAACAGUUCAGAGCCUCAGAGGGACGGCUGCGGCUGUUUACGAUUCCACGCUGAACUUCAGAAACAAUGAAAUGCCGACUUUGCUGGGGCUUCUUAACGGGAAAAAAUAUCACGCAGAUUUAUAUGUGAGGAGAAUUCCUCUAGAGUUGAUCCCAGAAGAUGAGAAGGAGUGUGCUGAGUGGCUCCACAAACUUUACCAGGAGAAGGAUAGCUUUCAAGAGCACUACGCAAAGACUGGGCGCUUCCCGGGCCCCAUAAUGAGUCCUCCUCGUCGACCAUGGUCCUUGAUCAACUGGCUAUUCUGGUCCUGCCUGCUCCUGUACCCUCUAGGCCUGCUGCUCACUCAGCUGAUCAGCUCUGGAUCAGUAUUUACCAUCGUAGCUUCCGUGGCUGUCUGCUCUGCAGCUUCACUGGGAGUUCGCUGGAUGAUUGGCCAGACUGAGAUAAAAAGAGCCUCAAACUAUGGGAAUAAGGAGGUUUCUCUAAACAACAACUAGUGGAUUCUGGAAACUGCCUCUUUUUAUUGCAGAGCUACUAAUCUGCAAACUGCCGUCAGGAAAACUUGUGCCAACACAGUCCUGCCAGACUGCCAUUUACAAGUGCAGACCUGCUUCAAAGCAAGCGCAGACAGAAUAGUUUUACACUAACGCUAUGCUGCGAAAGGCUGGAGACUUAGUAAGCAGGUUAAACGAAGGAGUGCUAAGAUGAAAUGCAGAUUAAAAUCAGAGUAUAUUUGAGAACAGCCAAGACCAACAUUUGCUAUAGAAACAAAUUUAAUUCAACCAAAAGGCAAGUGGACUACCUCUAUGAUUGCACUGUAAUGCACAGAUGACAUUUAGGAGGUGAGAGAAAAUAAAAAUUUUGCACAAAAAA